Fundulus heteroclitus (mummichog) is the source of this 1093-nucleotide messenger RNA. It is a transcript of the gene snrpa1, whose product is annotated as small nuclear ribonucleoprotein polypeptide A'. The coding region runs from base 138 to 992 and encodes 284 amino acids. Gene Ontology annotation, biological process: mRNA splicing, via spliceosome. Gene Ontology annotation, cellular component: U2 snRNP. Gene Ontology annotation, molecular function: U2 snRNA binding; protein binding. The transcript is spliced from 9 exons. Lineage: Eukaryota; Metazoa; Chordata; Actinopteri; Cyprinodontiformes; Fundulidae. The record is from RefSeq and is a predicted model, not a curated record.
CCGCCGAAGAAGAAAAUAAACGCACGAAGAAGAAAUCUUUGUUCUGGCGGUAGUGUGUGUGACACCGAAACAGACACGUUUUGAUUCAUUUGGUCAAGGAAACUAGUUGAAGUUAAAAGCGUGGCUUUAUUUCCGCCAUGGUGAAGUUAUCUGCGGAGCUGAUAGAGCAGGCUGCUCAGUACACCAACCCGGUGAGAGACCGGGAGCUGGAUUUACGAGGCUAUAAAAUCCCAGUCCUGGAAAACCUCGGAGCCACUCUGGACCAGUUUGACACCAUCGAUUUCUCUGACAACGAAGUGAGGAAACUGGACGGCUUCCCUUUGCUCAGAAGGCUGAAAACAUUGCUGAUGAACAACAACAGAAUCUGUCGGAUCGGGGAGAACCUGGAGCAGUCCCUGCCGAGUCUCAGAGAGCUGGUGCUCACAAACAACAGCAUCCAGGAGCUGGGAGACUUGGACCCGCUGGCCUCAGUGAAGACGCUAACCCUUCUCAGCUUGUUAAAGAACCCGGUGACAAACAAGAAGCAUUACAGGCUCUACGUCAUCAACAAAAUCCCACAGAUCCGUGUGCUCGAUUUUCAGAAAGUAAAGCUCAAGGAGCGGCAGGAGGCAGAGAAAAUGUUCAGAGGCAAACGAGGCGUUCAGCUCGCAAAGGACAUGGCCAGGCGAUCAAAAACAUUCACUCCUGGAGUGGCGGCGCAGCCUGAGAAGAGGAGGACGGGUCCAUCUCAAGCUGAUGUGGAAGCCAUCAAGCAUGCCAUCGCCAACGCCUCAUCGCUGGCGGAGGUGGAGAGGUUGAAGGGGAUGCUGCAGGCCGGACAGAUCCCAGGACGAGAUCCCAGACAAGAUCCCAGUGGCAUGGAGGAGGAAGAAGAGGAAGACUAUGAUGGUGCAGAGACGCAUAUGGAGGAAGGUUACGGAGAUGGCGUAAAUAACGGGGACCAGGGAGAGGAAGAAGAUAUGGAGGAUGAGCCUCAUGAAAAUGGCUCCUGAAUCAGUUUUUUUUUUUUUCUCCUUACCUUUCUUGUUGCACAUCAGUGCUGUUUUAUUUUGUACAUUGACUCUCAUUAAACAGAUUUCUUGUACUCCUCUGA